AUGGAACCAGUUGUCGACAACACGACCAGGGCCAGCGAUCUAGUCAGCCAUUAUGCUUCGGACGUCGCCGGGAAAACCAUUCUCAUUACUGGGCCGUCCCCAGGCAGCCUUGGUGACAGUUUUGUCCGGCAGGUCGCGACUGGAAAGCCGGCCAUGUUCAUUCUUGCUAGCAGAUCCAUUUCUAAGCUCAAUAACCUAGUAGAUGAUCUCAGAUCCUCUCAUCCGGAAGUCAAGGUGAAAACUCUUCCGUUGAACCUUCUUUCUUUUGCCGACGUGCGCAAAGCCGCCGAAGACCUCAACUCGUGGCAAGAUGUCCCGCACAUUGACAUACUAGUCAAUAACGCUGGCAUCAUGGCGGUUCCGUAUGCCCUGACCGACGACGGUUUCGAAAGCCAAUUCCAGACCAACCACUUGAGCCACUUCCUCUUCACCAAUCUCGUUAUAGACAAGCUCUUAGCCUCGCCAUCAGGGGCCCCAAGGGUGGUUUGUGUCAGCAGCGGGGCUCACGGAGUUGGUCAUAUCCGUUGGACAGACUACAACUUCAAUGAAGGAAAGCAUUACAAGAGGUGGUUUGCAUAUGGGCAGUCUAAGACGGCAAACGCCCUGAUGGCCAUUGGCCUUGCACAGCGACUGGGUAGUCAAGGACUUCUGGCUUUCUCGCUAUGCCCUGGCCGAAUCACCACCAACCUUGCAAGCCAUGAGGCUGACAAUAUGGCGGCAUUCGUCGAAGAUCUCAUGGAGGCUCAGAGAAUCUACGGAAAUAAGAGUAUGUGGGGAUUCGACGGCGUCAGAAGGAAGGAUUUAGACCAAGGGGUCUCAACCCACGUCUUGGCUGCAUUCAACACGACUGUUUGCAGUCCGGCUAGCAACGGCGCCUUUCUGACUGACUGUCACAUUGCGGAUCCGUAUAAAGAAGAAGCUUACCCUUGGGCUACCAGCAAGGUAGAGGCAGACAAGCUAUGGAAGUUGAGUGAGGAGCUUGUUCAGCAGGAGUUUUCUUACUGA
This is a messenger RNA of Colletotrichum siamense, 1005 nucleotides long. RefSeq names its product Short-chain dehydrogenase TIC 32. Lineage: Eukaryota; Fungi; Ascomycota; Sordariomycetes; Glomerellales; Glomerellaceae. The transcript has a single exon. The coding region runs from base 1 to 1005 and encodes 334 amino acids. The record is from RefSeq and is a predicted model, not a curated record.